UCGACGACUCGAAGUAGGCUCGAGGGACGAAUCAACGCGGACUGCGGAGUCAAGGAGGGCCACUGAGGAGGGCAGCAGUUAACUCAACCGAACCGAAAACAUCUGUGGCGAUUCCAAAAAACUGACGAUAUUCCCAUGUUUAUCGCUGUCAAAGUUCCAUGCGCAUUUCGAUCAGCGUAAUACUGUACUUUUUCACAUAAAUAUCAAGGGAAUAGUCAGAAUUUCUCACAUAGUCAAACAAAUAGCUGAUCAAAAUAUCUCCAACGAUGAGCUUCCUGUUCGGAAGCCGAUCUUCGAAAACUUUCAAGCCAAAGAAGAAUAUCCCUGAAGGGACGCAUCAGUAUGAUUUAAUGAAACAUGCAGCGGCGACACUUGGCUCAGGAAAUUUACGUUUGGCAGUGAUGUUACCUGAGGGUGAAGAUCUCAAUGAAUGGGUUGCCGUCAAUACGGUCGACUUUUUCAACCAAAUAAAUAUGUUGUAUGGAACAAUUACGGAGUUUUGUACAGAGGAGAGCUGCCCGAUUAUGUCAGCUGGUCCGAAGUACGAGUAUCAUUGGGCCGAUGGUCAUACUGUCAAGAAACCAAUCAAGUGCUCCGCACCCAAAUAUAUCGAUUACCUAAUGACGUGGGUGCAGGAUCAAUUGGAUGACGAGACUCUGUUUCCAUCAAAAAUUGGAGUGCCGUUUCCAAAAAAUUUCCUCUCAAUUGCCAAGACCAUAUUAAAGCGCUUGUUCAGAGUCUACGCACAUAUUUAUCACCAGCACUUCAGUGAGGUCGUUCAACUGGGAGAAGAGGCACAUCUUAACACAUCGUUUAAGCAUUUUAUUUUUUUCGUUCAGGAAUUCAACCUAAUAGACAGACGAGAAUUAGCCCCAUUACAAGAGCUAAUUGAAAAACUGACUGCAAAGGAUGCUCGAUGAACACCCUCUACUCUGAUCAUCGUCUGUGAAGCCUCUCCAAAGAAUCUCAUCAAUGCUAUCUCUGUUAACUAUCUAUCAUAUAAUAAUUAUUUAAUAUUAUUUAAAUAAUCGUAUCGAAUCAUAUUGCAAAGGAAGUCUUAUGCUGAGUCAAAAGCCGUCUAUACGGCUACUCUUCUUCAUUAUAUUGCAGUUUAAACUGUGAUUAAAGCUUUGUCAAUAACAGUAAUUAGUUUUGUGCACAGUUCACAAAACAAUUUUUCCGUUUGACCUAGUGGGUGAACUUAGUAUCAUGCGAAAGCAUUUGGCGGAAAACAAUAAAAUUCACUCAUAAUAAUUGAACCCCAAAUGAUGUGCUUCGAACAGAUAAGUCAAUAGGUGAAAUUUCAAGACAAAAUUGAAAUCUGUGAAUACCUAUAAAAAUUAUUGUUAAAUAGAUGAAUUAUUUUCAACGUUACGCUGCUUAGAAUUAUAUGAAUUUUUUUUUUUUUUUAUAUUUAUUUAAUUUUUAAUUUUUUUUUUUUUUUUUUUUUUUUUUCUUGGCUGUUGUAAGACAUCUGUGCAAGUUUCUUUAUCAUACUACUAUUUGCAAAUUUUUCUUCUAUUCUUAGUCGUUGACUUCGGUUAAAUAAUGAAAACAGUAUGAUGAAAUUUCCUAGCAUGUAAUGUUUAUUGCUGUAGAAGGUAGGCUGUAGACAAAAGGGUGAUAAUUUGUACGUCAAUCAAUUUCCAUAAGUUAAAAUAAUUUUAACUUCAUUGCAAAUAUUGGUCGUCAUAAAAUUUCAGAAUACUGCUUGAGUCAAUCUCGUAUGUAUCAAAAGAAUAUUAUGCAAUCCUUUCGUUUAUUGUGUCGGGAGAAAAAAAUUUCAAAAAUGCCUUGGAACAGGUGCAAGUAAUAUUAUCCGUUUACGUCUAACAACAUUAGAUAUUUGUUACGUAGUCUAUUAUCAAUGGUACGGUGAAAGUAUACGGCAGAGAAAUAACACUGAAUGUGAAACAUAUUGCACCGUGUUGAUUAUAUAAGGGUAUUAACGUAAUUUAUAUUAAUAGUUUUUGUAUUAAACACUUACAAAACGAUCGAUCUAUAGAAAUACUAAUCUUUUUAAGAAAAAUACGAAAUGAAAAAAUUAAUAAAUUCCGAAACUAUACACAAGAAGAACUGUACUCAGAAGUAGAGUACAAGUGGAUCAGAACCAGAAUGUUUACGACACUUUGAUCACGUAGUUAGUACUUUUUACCGUUUUAAAUCAAAAUGGUUUUACUUCAAUCCGGACAAGGUGUAAAAUAAAUAACAUAAAUGAUCCAGAGCUGGUGUAUGAACAUCCAGGAAAAAUAAUAACGAGUACUGCAUACACAAGUUGAAUGUUAUGCAAAGAUAACUUUUUUUUUUCUUUACUUUCUUUCAAAUUCUAUUUACACUAUAUGUGUUUGAUACCGUUUAUCUUAGUAAAAUAUUGAAUUAAGAAUUUUAGGAAAGAUAGUCGUAAAAAUAGACGAGAUAAAAAAAAAAAUUAUCUAUUUAAGUUUUCAUCUAUUUUGACGAUUAAUCUUCAUUGAAGAGCUUUUAAGGAGAAUUGUUAUGUUUCCGACAUACAAUGAGAACCAAACGUUGUAAUCGCUGAGUAAGUCGACUCUGACGAUGAUAUCGUUAACGAUCUAAUAUAUAAACAGCAUGUGUAUUAUUAAUAACUAACGUAUAAUCAACGUCCAGGACUCAUUCCGCUUACCCUAAUUUUUGCUCUCCCUCUAUUGGGAAUUUCUGUAUAUAUAUGCGACAAACUAAUUAACUGUCUGUAUAGAAACCACGACAAAACGAAGAAAA
Messenger RNA from Diprion similis, 2739 nucleotides. It is a transcript of the gene mats, whose product is annotated as MOB kinase activator 1B. NCBI's taxonomy places the organism in Eukaryota, Metazoa, Arthropoda, Insecta, Hymenoptera, Diprionidae. Gene Ontology annotation, cellular component: nucleus; cytoplasm. The record is from RefSeq and is a predicted model, not a curated record. The transcript has 5 exons. Gene Ontology annotation, biological process: hippo signaling; positive regulation of protein phosphorylation. Gene Ontology annotation, molecular function: protein kinase activator activity. Bases 267 to 920 code for a protein of 217 amino acids.